AUGAGCUCCUAUUUUGUCAACCCUCUUUUCUCCAAGUACAAAGGCGGCGAGUCUCUGGAGCCAACUUACUACGACUGCAGGUUCCCACAGAGCGUCGCCCGCAGCCACACGCUGGUCUACGGACCCGGGGCGGCCGCGCCGGGCUUCCAGCACCCGUCCCAUCAUGUGCAGGACUUUUUCCACCACGGCACCACCGGCAUCUCCAACCCGGGAUACCAGCAGAAUCCGUGCGCACUGGCGUGUCACGGCGACGCGGGGAAAUUUUACGGAUACGAAGCCCUGCCCAGGCAAACGCUUUACGGUAGCCAGCAAGAGGCGAGCCUGGCGCAGUACCCGGACUGUAAAUCGUCGGGAGGCUCGAACCCCGGUGAAGGACAAGGCCACUUAAAUCAAAACUCCUCUCCCAGCCUUAUGUUCCCGUGGAUGAGACCCCACGCCCCAGGACGACGCAAUGGCAGGCAAACCUACAGCCGCUACCAGACUCUGGAACUGGAGAAGGAGUUCCUCUUCAACCCUUACCUGACCCGCAAGAGGAGGAUCGAGGUCUCCCACGCCCUGAGCCUCACCGAGCGGCAGGUGAAGAUCUGGUUCCAGAACCGGCGGAUGAAGUGGAAAAAGGAGAACAACAAGGACAAGUUUCCGGGUCAGAGGGGAGAGGCCGAGGCCGAGGAGGAGGGCAACGAGGACGGUGAAGUGGAAGAAGCAGAAGAGAAGGAAGCGGAAGAGAAAGACGAGACCAAGGAGUGAUUUUAUGGUCCUUUUAUGGUUAUAUGGCUGAAAAAGAGAAGAAAAAAGCUCUCAUAAAGAGAGCAGGAGUCACAAGAGCAUCAUCUUUAUGACCGCCCUUUCGUUUUUGUCAAGUGGGAACAGGAAUCCCAACAAUAUUCCUGUUAAAUAUGCACAUUUCUCAGUUUUCAACAAACGGGAUUACACAUUUUUUUGCCACAAAAAUAAGACGCUACACUUUAUUUUAUAUACUAGAUCUGCUGCCCCUGCAAAACAAAACAAAACUAAACAAAAAAGGGAAAUAAAACGCAUGUUAGAUAAAAAAAAUUACAUUUUUUGGACCCAUUUCUUAGAAAACAGGAUAAAAUUUACCCCACAAUGACUGAAAUCAAUCUGUAAAUAGACCAAAAUCAUACUAUCAUGAUUAUGACAUUAUUAUUAUUAUUCUCAUUGUUUCGCUUGACCAUAUUUUUAAACAGCCAUGAUCUCCAAACAGUUGCUUUUGGAGAAUGACCAGGGAAUUGCAAUCGUUUGAAAUCCUUUGAUGCUACCUAAACCUGGGGAUAAUUGCAAUAGAGAUUUCUGAAUAUAGAGAUUUCAUACGGUUUUUAAUUUUAAGGUGUUAUAUAUAUAUAUUCACACACACACACACACACACACCGAGCUUAUUAUUAGGUAAUGUAUGUAGCAUUUAUCCAAUUAUGUACUCUUGUUGAAGACAAUUCUUUACGUCUUGGGAAGACAAUUAGCUCCAAGCCAAGCAAUUAAGAGAUUGUUACCAGGCACUACCUAAAGUUCGGAGCCUUGCCUUUUGCAGAAUCCACAACUCGCACUCCACAGUGGCACAGGGCUCUGAAUGAACGACUAUAGCUAUUUCCCCAACAACUAAAACUGCCUAUUAACGCACAUUAACUGCGUGAACCUG
Molecule: messenger RNA, 1651 nt
Organism: Doryrhamphus excisus (bluestripe pipefish)
Lineage: Eukaryota; Metazoa; Chordata; Actinopteri; Syngnathiformes; Syngnathidae
Source: RefSeq, a predicted model, not a curated record